AUGAAAUCAAGUAAAUAUGAUCUGCGCGCGCCGUAUUUAUUGGGCGAACGAGCGCUAUUUAGACGCGUCGCGCGUUUCAGAUGUGGACUCAAGCAAGGAAAAGCGGGACGGAAAGCGAAUCGAGCAAAAGGUGGAGGCUACGAAUCUCACGAUAGUUAUGAAGAGCACGGCGGAACGACCUUCAUCGAGCGAAUCUUUUGCGACAUCGAUAACAUCCACGUGAUGCGCGACUCGCUCGCCAAGGUGAUCGAGGCACUCAACAAUCCAAACAAAAAAGGUGAAAAGAAGUGGUUCGAGUUGUUGGACGAUUCAAAAUGGAUGCAGCAUCUGAGGUUGAUUUUGAUAGCUUCAAAUCGCGUCGUCGACAGAAUAAAAAACAACGGCCAUUCCACCCUUAUUCAUUGUUCUGACGGGUGGGAUCGUACACCUCAACUUUCGGCUUUGUCGCAGCUUUGUUUGGAUGGGUACUAUAGGACUUUGGAGGGAUUCUUAGUGCUGAUAGACAAAGAAUGGUGCGCGUUUGGACACAAGUUUCAAGACAGAAUAGGACAUACAGUGAAUAAACCGCAAGAUACAGAAAGAAGUCCUGUCUUCAUUCAGUUCCUCGAUGCAGUCUACCAAAUCAUGUGUCAAUUCCCCGAAGCCUUCGAAUUCUCCGAACGCCUCUUGAUCUUCCUCGCCGAGCACCUAUUCUCUGCUCGUUUCGGCAACUUCCUUUUCAACUGCGUGAAAGACCGACUCGCUCAUAAUCUCCACGAAAAGACGAAAAGUAUUUGGUUUCAUAUUCUUCACAACGACCAUCGUGGACAGUUCUUGCAUCCGAUCUUUGACAAGAAUAGCCGUUGCAAAACGCUUGUUCCCAAUACAGCUGUAAUAAGGAUGACCUUCUGGAUAAGGCUUUACAACAGAUUCAAUCCAAGUACACCUAGAGAUCAACUUUUGGAAUGGGCGCUAAGAAGUCAGCAGAGACAGAGUCAAUCUGCACCAACAAACAUGUAG
Messenger RNA from Oikopleura dioica, 999 nucleotides. The record is from the annotation of a GenBank genome assembly. NCBI's taxonomy places the organism in Eukaryota, Metazoa, Chordata, Appendicularia, Copelata, Oikopleuridae.